This is a messenger RNA of Closterium sp. Yama58-4, 1959 nucleotides long. NCBI's taxonomy places the organism in Eukaryota, Viridiplantae, Streptophyta, Zygnematophyceae, Desmidiales, Closteriaceae. The record is from the annotation of a GenBank genome assembly.
AUGGGGGUGCUGCGUCAAGGGGUGCUGAGCCUGCGGGUGCUGAGCCUGGGGGUGCUGCGUCUGCUAGUCGUCCUCCGGGUGCCUCGCCACUGCGGUUUAGAAAGCGAGAGCCUCUCUCGCCAUAGCAGCUGCGGGAGUGGUUCGCUCAGCGCACUCGCCUUCGGAGUUGCGCUACUGGAGCUGGAGGCGCUUGCACUGGAGACGCUGGAGCUGGAACUGGAGGUGCUGGAGCUGGAGGAACUGACGAUGGGGGCGCUGGAGCUGGAGGUGCUGGAGCUGGAGGCCCUGACGAUGGAGGCGCUGGCGCGGGAGGCGCUGGAGCUGGAGGUGCUAGAGCUAGAGGCACUGGCGCUGGAGGCGCUUGAGCUGGAGGCGCUAGAGCUGGAGGCGCUGGAGCUGGAGGCGCUGGAGCUGGAGGCACUGGCGCUGGAGACGCUCGAGCCGGAGGCACUGGAGCUGGACACACUGGCACUGGAGGCGUUGGAGCUGGAGGUUCUGGAGCUAGAGAUACUGGAGCUGGAGGCCCUGUGCAGCAGCGACCACUCACCGCUGCCUGCCCCACCUCGUUACACUGAGCAGCCAGUCUCCCUUUCAGAGUGUCGUGAGCCUGCGUCUCGUCCUGCCUCCCCUGUUUGCACUGUUCGCCGUGCUCGUCGUGUCCCUCGUCCGCGUCCUCCUCCUGUGCCAGGUACUCACACUAUGGCACUUCGUCCUUCCUCUGCUCCACAGCGCGUCCCUCUGCCGUCUCCUCCUGCGUCCUCUCUUCAUGACGUUCUAGACUCUGAGUCUGACCAUGUUUUUGCUGCUAGUCCCACUGUCACGCGUCUCCUCGCCACAGUCAACACUAGCCUGACGUUUGAGUCUACUACUACGUCUGCCUUAGUUGCUGAGCUUGUGGACUUUGCUGCUGCGUGUCGUCUAGACUACGCCGCUAGUCUUGUUGCUGAGUCUGAGUCUGUCUGUCCUCCGUCCGUCGGGGGUGAGUGUGCUAUUGGCACGGACGUCCUUGAGGAUAGGCAGGAGGACUUUGAGUGUCUUGCAGCUGCUGUACCUCAUCUUGUGGCCUGGCUGCUUGCACUUGAGGGAGACCCGGAUGCACUGGACAUCCCGACCCCGCGCUCUUACGCAGAGGCGAUUUUGGGUCCCUACUCCUCUCAGUGGCAGACUGCCAUGGACGCAGAGAUGGCAUCCUGGAAGUCCACAUGCACUUACGUCGACGCAGUUCCCCCUCCUGGGGCGAACAUAGUCGAUGGCAUGUGGAUUUUCACGGUGAAGCGGCCGCCGGGUUCUCCGCCUGUCUUCAAGGCUUGUUACGUUGCUCGAGGCUUCAGUCAGCGUCAGGGAGUUGACUACUUCCAGACCUUCUCCCCUACCCCGAAGAUGACCACUUCCAAGGUGCUGCUGCACGUUGCCGCUCAGCGUGACUACGAGCUUCACUCUCUUGAAUUCAGCACAGCUUUCUUACAGGGCAACCUGCACGAGGAGAUCUGGCUGCGCCGCCCACUUGGCUUCACUGGGUCGUUUCCUGAGGGUAUCCAAUGGAGCCUCAGGCGGCCAGUCUACGGUCUCCGCCAGGCACCUCGUGAGUGGCACGACACACUGAGGAUGACGCUUGCGGCUCUCGGGUUUGCUCCUUCGACUGCUGACUCGUCGCUGUUUCUGCGCACCGACACUUCGCUGUCGCCGUUCUACAUCAUCGUGUACGUCGACGACUUGGUCUUUGCCACUGCUGACACUGAGGCAUUGGCCCGUGUGAAGUCGGAGCUGCAAAAGAGACACACGUGCACAGACUUGGGCGAGCUGCGCAGCUAUCUUGGCUUUCAGAUGACUCGGGACAGAGCACGCCACACAUGGUGCAGCAAGUCCUUCAGCGCUUCGGCUUCGAGUUCUCCUCACCACAGUCCACUCCUCUGCCUACCGGUCACUCCCUCUGAGCUCCACCUUCAAACGAGUCCGUAG